Molecule: messenger RNA, 1671 nt
Organism: Mangifera indica (mango)
Lineage: Eukaryota; Viridiplantae; Streptophyta; Magnoliopsida; Sapindales; Anacardiaceae
Product: probable pectate lyase 19
Exons: 4
Coding region: 160-1509 (449 amino acids)
Molecular function (GO): pectate lyase activity
Source: RefSeq, a predicted model, not a curated record
CAAAAUUAUUCCAAGGUGGGAUUGAACCACAGAAGGAACAAGGUUCAUUCCCAGACCUUUCAGGAUUUUUUACCCAUUUUGGUAAAAAAAUUUAGAAAAAAAAAAAAAAAAACUGAAAUUUCAUCACAACACAAACAUUAAAGUUUUUAGUUAGCUGCAAUGGAGUUAACUAGGUUGAAUCUAGUGUUUCUCAUCUCUUUGGCCUCCUUGAUCCCCCGCCUUUCGGCCAACAUUGCCGAAUAUGAUGAGGUUUGGAGGCGUCGUGCCGAGGAAGCCAGGAAAGCAACGGUUGAAUCAUACCAUCCUGAUCCUCUAUCCGUCUUAAAUGACUUAAACAUGCAUUUUCAAAAUUCUUCACACGAGGAGGCUAGUACGAGGAGGGGUUUGUUUAAGCUCGGGACUGUGUUUAGGAGUGGGAUGUCACAUCGAAGAAAGGGCGGUGAAUGCGAGGCGACGAACCCCAUUGAUCAAUGCUGGAGAUGCCGUGAAGAUUGGGCAGACAAUAGGCAGUUACUAGCCAAAUGUGUGAAAGGAUUCGGCUACAAGACAACGGGAGGAGAAGGGGGGCCAUUUUAUGUGGUGACAGAUUGUGCAGACGACGAUGUCCAGGAACCAAGACCGGGGACUUUGAGGCACGCUGUGAUUCAGAAUGGACCCUUGUGGAUCAUUUUUGCCAGAGAUAUGCACAUCAAGCUGACUCAGGAAUUGAUUGUGACAAGCAACAAGACCAUUGAUGCCCGAGGAUUUGAUGUGCACAUUGCUUUUGGAUCUGGAAUUACAAUCCAGUAUGUCCAGAAUGUGAUCAUCCAUGGACUUCACAUUCAUCACAUCGUCCCCACCAGCGGCGGCACCAUUAGAGAUUCUGUAGAUCAUUUAGGCCAGAGAACUGCCAGCGAUGGAGAUGGGAUUUCCAUCUUUGGUUCGUGUAACAUUUGGCUUGAUCAUCUUUCCAUGUCUCAAUGCCAGGAUGGACUCAUUGAUGUCAUCAUGGGCUCCACUGCUGUCACCAUUUCAAAUAGCCAUUUCACCAAGCACAAUGAUGUCAUAUUGCUGGGAGCAAGUGACAGUUACUCAGCCGAUACAAUGAUGCAAGUGACAAUCGCCUUCAACCAUUUCGGACAAGGACUGAUUCAGAGAAUGCCAAGGUGCAGAUUGGGGUUCUUCCAUGUGGUCAACAAUGACUACACACAUUGGCUAAUGUAUGCCAUCGGUGGCAGCAAAAAUCCCACCAUUAUCAGCCAGGGCAACAGGUUUAUUGCCCCGCCCGACCCCAGGGCAAAAUCGGUGACGAACAGAAACUAUGCAACCUACGACGAAUGGAAGCACUGGCUAUGGAAAUCAGAGGAUGAUUUGUUCAUGAAUGGAGCAUAUUUUAACGCUUCUGGGGACCCAAAUGCCCCAUUGAACUUCUCCGAGAAAGAGUUGAUCAAGGCCCAGCCAGGGACCAUGGCCAACUUGAUCACUCGAUAUGCCGGGGCGCUUUAUUGCCACAUUGGACAGAAAUGUUAGAUUACUUUAUUAAGAAUAACAAUUUAAUAAAUAAUAGGAGAUUAUAAUAUAAUCCGCUAAGGCUUCCCAUUAAUUAGUGUUUUGAUUUUUGGGGGUGUAAAUGUAAGUAUACAAACUUUCACUUUAUGGUUGAGUUUUCAUUUAUGUGAAUUUUUUGCAGUC